Messenger RNA from Alosa alosa (allis shad), 704 nucleotides. RefSeq lists its product as uncharacterized. Gene Ontology annotation, cellular component: endoplasmic reticulum. Gene Ontology annotation, biological process: sterol biosynthetic process. Bases 34 to 687 code for a protein of 217 amino acids. Gene Ontology annotation, molecular function: sterol 24-C-methyltransferase activity. NCBI's taxonomy places the organism in Eukaryota, Metazoa, Chordata, Actinopteri, Clupeiformes, Clupeidae. The record is from RefSeq and is a predicted model, not a curated record. The transcript has 3 exons.
AUCAGGAAUAGAGGGAGUGAAAUCUCACCUGCCAUGAGUGAACGUCUUCAAAGAAUGUUUCUCCAAAAAUUGGGGCCACAACUUGGACGCCCCACACAAAGUGUCGCUGGAUGGAUAACCGCAAAAGUCCUAACCAGGCGCAACAGAGUCCUGGAGGAGAAUGCAGUGAAGCUGUGUGACAUCUCACCACAGGACACUGUGCUUGAGUUGGGUCACGGUCCUGGGGUAGGCUUGGAAGCAGCUGCAAGGCUCCUCUCUGGACCCAAAGGAAGGCUCCUGGGGAUAGACUACUCUGAGUACAUGCACCAAGUAGCCAGUGACAAAAUGCAGGAGCUCAUUGCAAGUGGAAAGGUAACCCUGUACCAUUGUGACGUGGCAUCCAUGCCCAUCUCAGAGAGCAAUGUGGAUAAGGUGUUCCACUGUAACUGCUACUAUUUCUGGCCUGAUUUGAAGAAAGGCACCUCGGAGAUCCAUCGCGUGAUGAAGCCAGGGGGUCUCAUGGUGACAACCCUCAGUCUAAACAGCUUGGAACAUAUGGCGCCUACAAACAUUUUCACUGGGGAGAGCUGGCGUCCCGACAUGUACAUGGAGGCCUUACGGGCCACUGGAUUCUCUGAUGUCAGAAUGGAAAACAGAACAAACAAGUUGUUCACCUUUCAAGUUGUAUUUGCCACUGCUUUGAAAUAAAAAUGGAAUUAUUGCAA